AUGCUGUCCCCCGAGGCGGAGCGGGUGCUGCGGUACCUGGUGGAGGUGGAGGAGCUCGCCGAGGCGGUGCUGGCGGACAAGCGGCAGAUUGUGGACCUGGACACCAAAAGGAAUCAGAACCGAGAGGGCCUGAGGGCCCUACAGAAAGAUCUCAGCCUCUCUGAAGAUGUGAUGGUUUGCUUUGGGAACAUGUUUAUCAAGAUGCCUCACUCUCAGACGAAGGAAAUGAUUGAGAAAGAUCAGGAUCAUCUGGAUAAAGAAAUUGAGAAACUCCGAAAACAACUUAAAGUGAAGGUCAACCGCCUCUUUGAGGCCCAAGGCAAACCGGAGCUGAAGGGUUUUAACCUGACCCCCCUCAACCAGGAUGAACUUAAAGCUCUCAAGAUCAUCUUGAAAGGAUGA
Molecule: messenger RNA, 402 nt
Organism: Pipistrellus nathusii (Nathusius's pipistrelle)
Lineage: Eukaryota; Metazoa; Chordata; Mammalia; Chiroptera; Vespertilionidae
Source: the annotation of a GenBank genome assembly